CUUCAAUAAAUGGACUAAGGAUUCGCUCAAACCAAAGGAUUAUUUAUUCUUAGACCUGAAUUACUUGGGAGAGUUUUUGAUUUUCUUGAAUAUAAAUAACUUCUUGAGUUUAGAACGGUUAGCAAAAAGGCUGAUUAAACAACAUAAGGAAUUUUAACACAUAGGUUGGAAAAAAUAGAAAAAGAAGUUAAAAAGUAUGAAAAUUUAAUGCAACCUCUUAAAGAUGAAGUAUAUAAAGAAUUGAAUGGAGAAUUAAAUAAUGAAUUCAUGACUAAAAGAAUGAAUAUUAUUAAUAUUGUGAAUAAGAUGGAUUUUAAAUCAUAAUAAUUUAAGGAUGUGUUUGAAAAGGAUCCUGUUGGAAUUUAAAUUACAAAAUAUCUGAAAUUAUUAUUCAAAGAUAAUUAUGAAACAUUGUGGAGAUUAUAAGUUUAGGCAAUCUCAGAAGAACAAUUUGUAGAAUUACUCAAAAUCUUAGAAUUAGAGGAACUAGUUAAAACUUCUCCACCUCUUUGUAAAGAAAUGUUCUCGGUUUUAGUAGAUAUUAUUCAACUUAGGUCUAUGAGAUUUAUGAAUUGUAAAUAUUUUUAUUAUUUUUAGUAUGGCAUCAAUAAUAUAAACUUGAUAUUGAAUCUGAUAUAUGGAUUGAAAAGUAAGGAAAGGUUUAAGCAAUUCUUGCUCGUAUAAGACAAACAGAAUUAGAAAAAUAAUUCAGUAAACUAUAAGCAUGAAAUAUGUUAAAAAG
Messenger RNA from Paramecium octaurelia, 742 nucleotides. The record is from the annotation of a GenBank genome assembly. Lineage: Eukaryota; Ciliophora; Oligohymenophorea; Peniculida; Parameciidae.